Molecule: messenger RNA, 885 nt
Organism: Ipomoea nil (Japanese morning glory)
Lineage: Eukaryota; Viridiplantae; Streptophyta; Magnoliopsida; Solanales; Convolvulaceae
Exons: 2
Coding region: 1-885 (294 amino acids)
Source: RefSeq, a predicted model, not a curated record
AUGGCCGGGCAGGAUUUCUUUGAGACGUUUAGUCCGGUGGUUAAACCGACUACCAUAUGGGUCCUUCUAUCCUUGGCCGUUUCGCGUGGUUGGACUAUCAGACAGUUCGAUGUUCACAACGCCUUUUUGAACGGUAAUCUUGCUGAGAUGGUUUACAUGAAGCAACCACCGAGUUAUGAGGAUAAGGCUACAUCGGAUCACUUGUGUUUAUUGCAACGGUCGUUGUAUGUUCUUAAGCAGGCUUCCCAGCCCUGGUUUAAUCAGUUGCACUCUUUCUUGGUUUCGGUUGGGUUUACUCCGUCCAAGACUGUUGUUUCCUUAUUUAUUUACACUCGUGAUUCUGUUCAGUUAUAUCUACUUAUGUAUGUAGAUGACAUUAUGGUGAUGGGUUCGGAUUCCUUUUUUGCGUUACUGGUCUUCUUGCGGAGCAUUGAGACAAUCCCUUGGCAUGAUGGUUUACUUUUCUCUCAGCAGCGGUAUAUGUGGGAUAUUCUGAAGCGCGCAGGUAUGGUAGAUUGCAAGGCUUUAGCUACCCUGGUCUCUCUUACUCGUGCUUCUGAGGAUUCGACGACUCCGUACGCAGAUCCUACACAGUAUCGGAGUCUCGCUGGGGCUUUGUUGUAUCUUACCGUUACGAGACCAGACCUGUCGUUUGCAGUUAAUAAGCUUUGUCAGCAUAUACACUCUCCUAUCACUGCACACAGGAGCUUGCUCAAGCGAGUUUUGCGAUAUGUCAAAGGUACUCUUCAUUUUGGUUUGCAUAUUCGUAAGUCCGCGUCUGUUGAUAUGCAUGCGUUUUCGGAUUCGGAUUGGGCUGGUGAUCCUAAUGAGCGGAGGUCUAUGAGUGGUUUUGCGGUUUUUCUAGGGAGUAGUCUGGUUUUCUAG